This is a messenger RNA of Labrus mixtus (cuckoo wrasse), 5460 nucleotides long. RefSeq names its product tolloid-like 1 (gene tll1). Gene Ontology annotation, biological process: proteolysis. The transcript is spliced from 23 exons. Gene Ontology annotation, molecular function: zinc ion binding; calcium ion binding; metalloendopeptidase activity. The record is from RefSeq and is a predicted model, not a curated record. NCBI's taxonomy places the organism in Eukaryota, Metazoa, Chordata, Actinopteri, Labriformes, Labridae. The coding region runs from base 465 to 3674 and encodes 1069 amino acids.
AGACAGCGCUCCGGUAAUCUCCCGGUAAUAAAUGGAGGGAGGCUGGCACGUUCGGAACCGCCGGUACCGAGUGAUACCGGAGGCCCCCUGAGACCCCUGACAAAGAUGCCUGCAUUUGGAGCAUGAUGGGUCGCUUCGUGACGCCGCAGCAAACUGACGGGCCCCGGGGCAGGUACACGCAGCGGCAGCCUCACCUGCGAAGCCACAGCGGAGGACAGAGGACACUUUGCUGACUGACGGACAAAAAAGGCACCUCCGUGUACUCUCACCAUGGAGGAGAGCCGGGCAGAGUAACUUACUGCAGCCUUUACAGUAUAAAACCUGACUGUCAGAGAAGAGAGCGAUCUUCACGAUGAGCCGUUAAAUUCCUGCUACCGGUGCUUUCUUUGGAGAGUGGAUUGACCAUCUCCUAACAGCGGGGGAGACGAGCAGAGAGGCAUUUAACCGUUGAUUUGAGUCCUCAGAUGGACCAAGUGCCCUCGGCACUGGCCGCUAAGAUGCGCUGGAUCACGCUGGUGCUUGCAGGCUUGACUUUCUGGGGCAAAGUGACUAUUUGUAACUGUUUCGACUACGAGGAGCCAGACUAUGAUUACUACGAGGAAGAUAAAGCGGAGACCAUUGACUACAAAGACCCUUGCAAAGCUGCUGUAUUCUGGGGAGACAUUGCUUUAGACGAGGAGGACCUGCGCAUGUUUCAGAUCGACAGGACGAUAGACCUGACACAGCACACACACAUGCGCACACACUCCCGGCAGGGCCACACAUCUGGUGGCCUGGAGGAACAUCAAGUUGCAAAGAAGAGAGGAUCAUUAUAUCUGCUGCUCGAGAGAAUACGCAGGUUUGGCUUUGAAUAUCUCCCAAAGAACUCAAGCAAAGGAUCCCCAGGUCCCAAGAGCCAAACUGGGAAAGGUGGCAAGACGGGGAACGUGGUGAAAAGCCGGAUUCCCCGAGCGGCCACAUCCAGAGCUGAGAGAAUUUGGCCCGGAGGAGUCAUUCCCUACGUCAUAGGAGGAAACUUCACUGGUAGUCAGAGGGCCAUGUUUAAACAGGCCAUGCGUCACUGGGAGAAACAGACGUGUGUGACGUUUAUUGAGAAGACGGAUGAGGAAAGCUACAUCGUGUUCACCUACAGACCCUGUGGGUGUUGUUCCUAUGUGGGUCGUCGUGGCAACGGGCCCCAGGCCAUCUCUAUAGGCAAGAACUGUGACAAGUUUGGCAUUGUGGUGCACGAAUUGGGUCAUGUCAUCGGAUUUUGGCACGAGCACACACGGCCUGACCGUGACGAUCACGUGACCAUCAUCCGGGAUAACAUUCAGCCAGGCCAGGAGUAUAACUUUCUCAAGAUGGAGCCGGGGGAGGUCAACUCUCUGGGGGAGCCAUAUGAUUUUGACAGCAUCAUGCACUACGCCAGGAACACCUUCUCACGGGGGAUGUUCCUCGACACCAUCCUUCCAUCCAGAGACGAAAACGGGGUCAGGCCUGCUAUUGGCCAGCGGACCAGGCUCAGUAAAGGAGACAUUGCACAGGCAAGGAAGCUGUAUAGAUGUCCAGCAUGUGGAGAGACGCUCCAAGAGUCAACAGGCAACUUCUCGUCUCCUGGUUACCCCAACGGAUACCCAUCAUACACACACUGUGUCUGGAGAAUAUCUGUUACACCUGGAGAAAAGAUAGUCCUGAACUUCACCACCAUGGAUCUGUAUAAAAGCAGUCUGUGUUGGUACGACUACAUCGAGGUUCGGGAUGGAUACUGGAGGAAAGCUCCACUGCUCGGCAGGUUUUGUGGCGAUAAAGUUCCCGACGUGUUGAUCUCGACUGACAGCAGGAUGUGGAUUGAGUUCCGCAGUAGCAGCAACUGGGUGGGAAAAGGCUUUGCCGCCAUUUAUGAAGCGAUCUGUGGAGGUGAAAUCACCAAAGACUCAGGACAGAUUCAGUCUCCAAACUAUCCCGAUGACUACAGACCUUCGAAAGAGUGUGUGUGGAGGAUCACUGUGUCCGAGGGAUACAACGUCGGACUCAGCUUUCAGGCUUUUGAGAUUGAGAGACACGACAGCUGUGCCUACGACUACCUAGAGGUCAGGGAUGGCCCUCUGGAGACGAGCCCGCUGAUUGGUCGAUUCUGUGGCUACGACAAACCUGAGGAUGUGCGCUCCACCUCACACACACUGUGGAUGAAGUUUGUCUCAGAUGGGACAGUCAACAAGGCUGGCUUCGCUGCAAACUUUUUCAAAGAGGAGGAUGAGUGUGCCAAGCCAGACAAUGGUGGAUGUGAACAGAGGUGUGUAAACACUCUCGGCAGCUUCAAGUGUGCCUGUGACCCGGGCUAUGAACUAGCUCCUGACAAGAAGAGCUGUGAAGCUGCAUGCGGUGGCCUCCUCUCUAAAUUGAAUGGGACCAUCAGCACUCCUGGCUGGCCUAAAGAGUAUCCUCCCAACAAGAACUGUGUGUGGCAGGUGGUUGCUCCCACUCAGUACCGCAUCUCCAUGCAGUUCGAGGCCUUCGAGCUGGAAGGAAACGAGGUGUGUAAAUAUGACUAUGUGGAGGUGCGUAGCGGCCUCUCAUCAGACUCAAAGCUGCAUGGUAAAUACUGUGGCACGGAGGUCCCUGAAGUCAUCACGUCUCAAUACAACAACAUGAGGAUCGAGUUCAAGUCCGACAACACUGUAUCAAAGAAAGGCUUCAAAGCUCACUUCUUCUCAGACAGGCUGACUCUGUGUCAGGACCGUAUGAUUGUGUUUGAGUCAUGCCAGGACAUAAAGCGCGGUCGCUCCCCCACUCGUGGCCAUGUCAACAACAAGCUGGCAACCUCAUCAAAGGUCAGAGACAAAGAUGAGUGCAGCAAGGACAACGGAGGCUGCCAGCACGAGUGCAUCAACACAGUGGGUUCUUACGUUUGUCAGUGUCGCCACGGCUUUGUACUGCAUGAGAACAAACAUGACUGUAAGGAAGCUGAGUGUGAGCAUAAGAUCCAUAGCCCCAGUGGAACCCUGAGCAGCCCAAACUGGCCAGACAAGUAUCCCAGCCGUAAGGAGUGCACCUGGGACAUCACAGCCACGCCAGGACACCGAGUCAAGAUAACCUUCAAUGAGUUUGAGAUCGAGCAGCAUCAGGAGUGUGCAUACGACCAUCUGGAGGCCUUCGACGGGGACAGUGACACAGCCGCCAUCUUGGGCCGAUUGUGUGGCAGUAAGAUCCCGGAGCAGCUGGUCUCCACCGGGAACAAGAUGUAUCUCCGCUUCAUUUCUGAUGCCUCAGUACAAAGGAAGGGUUUCCAGGCUACUCACUCGACAGAGUGUGGAGGUCGGCUGAAGGCAGAAGUUCGGCAGAAGAACCUUUAUUCUCACGCUCAGUUUGGAGACAAUAAUUAUCCGGGUCACACUGACUGUGAUUGGCUGUUGACGGCCGAACAGGGCUACGGCGUGGAACUGAGCUUCAUCACUUUUGAGGUAGAGGAGGAAGCGGAUUGUGGUUACGACUACAUUGAGCUGUACAACGGGUACGACGCCAACUCCCACCGACUGGGUCGCUUCUGCGGUUCAGGGCCCAGGGAGGGGAUCUACUCUCCCGGAGGAGCUAUGCUGAUCCGUUUUCACAGCGAUGACACGAUCAGCAAAAAGGGAUUCCACAUCCGCUACACAAGCACCAAGUUCCAGGAGAGCCUUCACACCAGGAAAUGACUUUAGAUGCUCCGUGACCUCUGAUCUCUGUGCAACCCUGACCUUCGCCAUGGCAACCAGAAAAGUACAGCCUGCCCCCCCCUCUUUUUGGACACUGCAGGCAGACGUGGACGUUUGCCAGCCAGAGGAGGAAGACAACACUUAAAACAUUUGCCUCGCUACGUGGCUCCAUAUCUCACUCUGAGAUGGGAAAAAUAACAAGAUAUUAAAAAAAAAAAGAAGCUUUGACUAAUUAGGGGAAAUACGCCGAGGAUUGAGUGGAGGAGAUUUAUCACCGGAUACCUGGAUACCCUCAAUGUGAAGGGAGGGUGGUUGAACAUGCAAACCAGUUUACUGAGAUACUCUAAUGGUGCAAAAACGCAACACAGGAGUAUAAACACUCACAUACAUGUAUUAGAUUAAUAUUCACAAUUAUAAACUAUGGAUGCUUAAGGAACGAAGGCUUAAAAAAAAGAAGAAAAUGCCUCCAUUAAGGGAGUUCUUUUCUGACUCCUUGGUCCUUGAAGUGUGCAACUUACUGUGAUAAGAUGGCUGCUCAUGUCCACAGAAACUCUACAGACAUUUUUAUUGCCUUUGAUGCCUGGGAACUGGUCUGUUCCACCCAGCUCAGAACGGCUGCAGAUGAUUUGAUUUCAUGUCUUAUGUAAAAAACAAACAAACAUUGUGUUUACUGUAUGUGUGUAUGUGUGUACAGAGAAGAGAACAAAAACUAAAGGCUGAAGGCCGUCAUGUUGUCCUUUUUGCUUAAAGCUUAUGCUGACGACCAUCGUGUAUGGAAAUAAAAAAAAAGAACAAUUUACAAAUGAUCUGUGAUGCUAAUGUUAAGCCUUGCAUUAUACUUUGUGUGUGUUUGUUUUUUUUGAGUAUGAAAACCAUCUUCUAACAAAUGGAGCGACUUUUUAUGGAUGUUUUCAGUUUCCACCUCAACCUCUCGACGCCCAAUCUUUUUUUUUUUUUUCCAGUGGAUAUCGGAAAAGGGAAUAUUUUCACAGCUGUCUCUUGGAGUGACACAAUUCAAAAUGAAGGAGAGAUUCCCAUGGUGCUAAAAAUAAAACUACACUGACUGACAGACGACUGCCGAUGAAAGUGAAGACUUUGUAACGGAGAUGCAGUCGGCGUGCAAACAGCACACUACACCAACAGCACUUGUCCUGUGGAACUACAACUUUGCCUUAGAACCAAAAUGUAUGCAGAGGUCGCUGUGUUGAGUCAGCGGAGUGUUUUAUGAGGUUUUUUGGCAGCGAGCUUCAAUCAAUUUGGGUUUUCGAAUGGUCUUAUUGUGAAAAACAAAAAACAUGGGAAAUGUAGUCUGUGUGUGAGAUAGUGUCAAUGGUGCAUGCGUGUUUGUGUGUCAAUUUUUGUAGCUGUUCUCAGAGAUACAUAAACACACACUUACAUAUCCGCAGAAACACAACUCAUUUGUGUGUAUUUUACCCAAACACACACUUCUGUCCCCCCGUCUUGGUAUUUUCGAGCGAGGAGUGAAGCGAGGUUCUGUAAAAUAAAGAAAAAACAAAAUAAGGUGCACACAGCAUGCAUCCUCUCUGUGUUCAAAUGCAAAUGUGUAAGUGCGUGUCAUAGGAGAAUAUAGAGGAAUAAUGUGUGUGUAUGAGUGUAAACUGUAUGAUUUUACAUUGAAUCUUUCAUCACUGUACGUGCCAAUCUCCAGGUGACCCUGAUCCACUGUAGUUUUGUUUUAUCAUUCCACCUCAGUAUCUGUUGCUCAAGAGACACUGACAUGAGUCCUCUGCAUCAGUCAUUGAAAUAAACACUUGUAUUUCUGUUU